AUGUCUGAACAAAUAUUCAUGUCUGGGAUAAAACCGUUAGCUGUGAACAAUGGCAACGUGUCGGAACAAUGGCGUCGAUGGAAGCAAAAAUUCGAAAUUUUUUGUGACGCAAAUGAUAUUAAAAAACAAGAUGAGACAAAGCAAGUGGCUAUUUUUUUGAACACAAUUGGUGAUUAUGGCAUUGAAAUAUAUAAUUCCUUCAACAUCGACAGAAAAAAUAUUUCUUUGGAAAAUCUGAUAAAAGCGUUCGAUGAGAAAUUUAAUCCUCAAAGUAAUAUCACAGUAGAAAGAUACAAUUUCUUCACAAGGACUCAACAAAUAGAUGAAUCUUUAGACAACUAUGUAACAGUAUUAAACAAUUUGGCUAUGUCUUGUGAAUUUAAUACAUUGAAAGAUUCUUUGGUUAGAGAUAUGUUUGUUAUUGGCAUUCAAAAUUCAAAAAUUCGUGAAAGUUUGCUUCAGCAGGAAAAAUUAACACUGGAAGAUGCAUUAAAAAUUGCUAAAAGCAUGGAACUGUCCCAGGAGCGUUCGUCAAGAAUCACACAGUCGCAUACACCCAAGGAAUUAUCCAACAAUAUUCAAGCGCUGAAAAACAUUAACAAUCAUAGAAGUAGAUCGAUCUCAAAAACAAGAAACAAGAAAAACAGAAAUUCAAGUCAAAGUUCAUCAAGAAAAAGGUCUCCAUCACAAAACAAAACUUGUAGGCGAUGUGGUCAAGUGCAUAUAUAUAAAUGCCCAGCGGAAGGAAAAACAUGCAACAUUUGCAAGAAGACAAACCAUUUUGCCAAUUACUGUUUUUUCAACAAAAAUAACAAGUCGGACAAGAGACAUAUUAGUAGUGCCAAG
This is a messenger RNA of Brenthis ino (lesser marbled fritillary), 846 nucleotides long. The record is from the annotation of a GenBank genome assembly. Lineage: Eukaryota; Metazoa; Arthropoda; Insecta; Lepidoptera; Nymphalidae.